GCUCGCCGGCCGCGCCGAUCCGGCUCCGCGAUGACUCCCCGGCUGCCGAGGAGCCUGCGGCGGCUGCUGCUGCGCCUUUCCCUCUGGGUGCUCAUGGGCAGCUCGGUCCCCGUUCUGCUCCAGGCCUGUCCAGUGAGGAUGCACCUAAAAAGGCAGACAAGAUUGCCUUUGCAUUAAGCAGAUAUCCCAAGACAGGCAUUAAGGACUGCUGCUGAAUUUACAUCACCUGUAGAAAGAAAUAAGGAAAGUGGACUGAAAAUGUCAAACUUAUGCAAGUUUUGUGAUAUUAAAGUAACAACCUGCUCAAACCAACAUCGGUGCAGGAGUAACUGCAACAUCACUUCUAUCUGUGAGAAGAGUAGUGAAGUCUGUGUUGCUAUAUGGAGACAGAAUGAUGAAAAUAUGACAUUAGAAACAAUAUGCCAUGAUCCCAAGGAAACACUGUAUGGUCACUUUUUGGAUGACUAUCCAUCAGAGCAGUGUUUGAUGAAGGAAAAGAAGGCUGAUGGGGGAUUGAUGUUCAUGUGUUCCUGCACAGGUGAAGAAUGCAACGAUAUGCUCAUUUUUACAUCAGAUGACCCCCAUAAGCCAGAGGAGAAAGAUGAAAUUUCCAAAGUCACAAUCAUAAGUCUUGUCCCGUUACUGGUGAUUUCUGUUGCUGUGAUUGUUAUCUUUUAUGCCUACCGCACUCACAAGAAGAGGAAACUCAGCAAGGCAUGGGAGAAGAAUGUUAAGCCCAAGAAGCAUAAGGACUGCAGUGAUGGCUGUGCAAUUAUGUUAGAUGACGACCGCUCAGACAUCAGCUCCACGUGUGCCAACAACAUCAACCACAACACAGAGCUGCUGCCCAUUGAGUUGGACGUUGUUGUUGGCAAAGGAAGGUUUGCUGAAGUGUAUAAAGCCAAAUUGAAGCAAAACACAUCAGAACAGUAUGAAACUGUGGCAGUCAAGAUUUUCUCCUAUGAAGAAUACGCUUCCUGGAAAACUGAGAAAGACAUAUUUUCAGAUGUAAACCUCAAGCAUGAGAACAUACUCCAGUUCUUGACAGCAGAGGAACGUAAGACAGACCUUGGCAAACAGUAUUGGUUGAUCACUGCCUUCCAUGCUAAAGGAAACUUGCAGGAGUAUCUCACACGGCACAUUAUCAGCUGGGAGGACCUCUGGAAACUUGGCGGGUCCUUGGCCCGAGGGAUUGCCCAUCUGCACAGUGAUCACACACCCUGUGGUCGUCCCAAAACACCUAUCGUACACAGGGACCUAAAGAGUUCCAACAUCCUGGUGAAAAAUGAUUUAACCUGCUGUCUCUGUGACUUUGGGUUGUCCCUGAGGCUGGACCCUUCCCUGUCUGUGGAUGACUUGGCUAACAGUGGGCAGGUUGGCACAGCGAGAUAUAUGGCCCCUGAGGUUUUGGAGUCCAGGAUGAACCUGGAGAACAUGGAGUCCUUCAAACAAACAGAUGUGUACUCCAUGGCUUUGGUCCUCUGGGAAAUGACAUCUCGCUGUAACGCUGUCGGAGAAGUGAAAGAGUACGAGCCCCCAUUCGGCUCCAAAGUGCGAGAACACCCUUGUGUGGAAAGCAUGAAGGACAAUGUCCUGAGAGACAGAGGGCGACCCGAGAUCCCCAGCUCCUGGCUUAACCAUCAGGGCAUCCAGAUGGUGUGUGAGACGCUCAUCGAGUGCUGGGACCACGACCCCGAGGCACGGCUGACGGCGCAGUGCGUGGCCGAGCGCUUCAGCGAGCUCAGGCACCACGACAGGCUCUCGGGGAGGAGCUGCUCCGAGGAGAAGAUUCCCGAGGACGGCUCCGUGACCACCGCCAAGUAGCGCGCGCCCGAGAGCUCCAGGAUGGAGGGAAGUCGCUCCUAGACGUGUUCACCUUGGCAAAGGAAGAAGUCUUGAUCAGUGCCUUGACUUGCUUCCUGGAGGACUGAGGCUGUCACUACUCCCUUUAGGCUCCAGCUCUGGACAGGGAGAUGUAUUCUGGGAAUUACAAGCUGGGGGAGUAGCAGUCAUACCCUAGCACUGGCGGCCAGCAUCAUGUCGUAGGAGGAGCUAUGUAUGGUAGCACUUCCUCAGGAAAAGGAUUUGAAAAUAGCCAAUAACAUUAUGCACUUUAUUAAUGCCUGUAUAUAACUAUGAA
Molecule: messenger RNA, 2140 nt
Organism: Camarhynchus parvulus
Lineage: Eukaryota; Metazoa; Chordata; Aves; Passeriformes; Thraupidae
Gene: TGFBR2
Product: transforming growth factor beta receptor 2
Exons: 8
Coding region: 259-1824 (521 amino acids)
Biological process (GO): transforming growth factor beta receptor signaling pathway; cellular response to growth factor stimulus; heart development
Cellular component (GO): plasma membrane; signaling receptor complex
Molecular function (GO): ATP binding; transforming growth factor beta receptor activity, type II; metal ion binding
Source: RefSeq, a predicted model, not a curated record